Molecule: messenger RNA, 422 nt
Organism: Malaya genurostris
Lineage: Eukaryota; Metazoa; Arthropoda; Insecta; Diptera; Culicidae
Exons: 2
Coding region: 74-400 (108 amino acids)
Source: RefSeq, a predicted model, not a curated record
UUGUAUCAGCGAAGUGUGCCGGUUUGGUCGUGAGUCGGUCGCGUGGACGCGGAACGCGCGUGUUGUCGAAACCAUGAGCCUGUCAAUUACGGUACUUCUGCUGUUGGCGAUUGCGUUGGUUCGGGGUUUAGCUGAAGUUCCCCGCACGUAUGACCUUCGCACCGAGGAAGAUCGGUACGGUCAGUAUGAACGGGUGCUGCUAGGUUUGAGCACAUCAGAAGGACUCAGCGUGGACAGCAAGGUGCUGGCCAAAGUACGGGAGGCACUGUUCGAGGAUGAAGCUAACCAGUCGGCGGAAGGAGGCGAGAAACUGAUAGCCGUACUGCUGGAGCGGCCGAAGCAGUCUCGUGAAAUUGCGCAGUUACAGUAUAAGAAUAGAGUAUCGUAUAAGGUUUCUUAGUAUCUUUGAAUACAAUUCAAAA